Messenger RNA from Esox lucius (northern pike), 10349 nucleotides. RefSeq lists its product as uncharacterized. Bases 269 to 9916 code for a protein of 3215 amino acids. NCBI's taxonomy places the organism in Eukaryota, Metazoa, Chordata, Actinopteri, Esociformes, Esocidae. The transcript is spliced from 23 exons. The record is from RefSeq and is a predicted model, not a curated record.
GCUCGUCACGAGAAUAAUUAACUAACUUCAACACAACCCGCGGGCGGUGCAUGUACCUACGAUUCCGCUGUCACAUCGUCCGUCUCUUGUUCUGUGUGUUCAUUGUGUCAGACAUGGAAAUAAUAUUACGAAGUCACACUACAUAAUGAAUGUUUUGUGAUACUGUUAUUUUCGCCGCAUAGGCUGUACAGCUGUUUAUUCAGGUUUCACAAAUUUGGAUUGGACAAAAAAGUUUUCCAUCUGGUUUAAAUGUUUUAAACCCUAAAACAUGUUCACAAGCGGCAUAAAGACUCUGAAUGAUAUGGUACUUGGCUCUUGGUCUCAGACUCCCGAGGUGACCAGUCCUGGUGUCCUGGGCCGAAUCGGGAGCUGGUUCUCCCCUUGGAGAGAGAGGGGGAACCCCGGCAGUUCCAGUAACGAUGCAUCUAACUCCCCAUCGGACGGCCAGAGCCCCAAGUCAGAGGAACAGGGGGCCAAGGGGGAGCCUGUGAAAAGAGGGGAAAGGCAAGAGGAGGGACAAAAUUCCCAGUCUUCCAAGCGGAAUCUCUCUAAGGAUUUUAAGAAGACAGACGCCCGACAGUCUACCCACAGGGACAGCCUUCCCUCCGCAACCAGCAGCCACAGAGAGCCCAGAGGAGGAGGUCCUGGGGACAAGGAGGAGUGGCUGAUUGCCUCUCGAGUAGAGGAGAGGGAGGAGGCUCAGAGACGGAGCAGUGGAGCGUGCCAGAAUCCUGCCCCGGAGAGGAAUUCCGGCCCUCCAACACGUGUGCUUUCAUCUUGCCUUGAAAAGGGAGCGGCCUGUGAGGACUCUGACCGUGGGGAACACACCCAGGCCCUGCUCCGAGCCCCCAUCCAGGGAGGCAAGAGGCUGAAUGUGUACCUGGAGGAGACCAGUGUGACCCAGAUCGGAACUGACGCCCAGACAAAGAACCGGGUUCUCCAAACCACCACCACCCGGGUGAAGACAAACAUCCAGGGUGUCUCCAGAGCAAAGUCAUACAAGAGUGUUGACCUCUCAUCAGAGAACAUCAAGAGGACUGAGAAGCACACCCCCGGGGUCAAAUGUCAUAGCGGUUACGGCGCGCCGGUGGGAGUGCUGCGUAAGUCUCCAACAGAGACACAGAAUAGCUCACAGAUAAUCCCUGAGAAGUCAGUCACAGACAGAGUCACAGACAGAGUCACAGACAGAGUCACAGACACAAUGGGGAAAAAGAGGCGCUCCAGGAAGAGCUCCUCUGGAGACGGAGGAACCAGUUCUCAGGAGAACACACCCACCAAACUCCAGCCUGCUUCUACAUCAUCAGUCUACAACCUACCCACGCCCGGAGAUUCCACCCAUUUCUCCUCCAUUAAAGACAAACAGGCCUCAGGCAUAUCGCAGAGGGCCAAUAGUCCCUCCGUCUGUGGCCGGGGGCAAGACAACCCCCAGCAGGACCAAGACCAGCCAGUACACGCCACCCUGGUGACAGUGGUGGACGGGGAAGGGGACGUGGACUUGUCCAAUGACGCCAGCCCGUGCCGGGUCGAGAGGCGCACAGAGAGUGCGGAGUCCAAACGGCGGAGCAUGAAAGUGUCCCAUGGCGAGGUGAAGUUCUUUGCAAAGAAAGUGGUUGUCGACCCGGAGCAGCCUCUGAGUCCAGUGGAAGAUGGUGGACACGUAGCCCCGGGCUUUAGCAAUGAAAGAAUGGAAACAAGAAAGGAUUCAGAGGGAAUGGAUGAGGGGAAUCUGAAACCAGAGCAGAGACCAACUCAUCUGAAGAAAGUGGAUGAGGAAACCAAUACCCCUCCUCGACCUAUUGGGCGGAUCGCAGAUAGGAUCAGCCUGUUCGAGGGGAGGGCAACGGGGGUUUCCAGUCCCGGCAAAACGAAUCCGAGGAGCGCAAAUGUUUCUCCCGCUCGGAAAGUCACAGAGCGACUAAGGACAGAUGUAGAAAGAGAGGCAGAGCUUCCGAAUCAGCGGGCAAAGUCAUUAGAACGUGAAAGCGUCAGGUCCAGAUCGGCCCCUCCUAUCCAAAACAAAGUACUGAUGCCGGAGCGCAUGAAGAACUCGGCGGAGGCUCACAAGAUGGGGGACAAAACAACACUGCUCCAACUGACUUCUGGUGGGGCAGGAAUUACCAGAGAUGCUAAAUUUUCUCCUGCUCCUGCUGUGUUAAACAUAAAACUGGACAUUCAGGAUGAACUGGCCAGCGCAGAGAAUACUUCUACUCCAACCUCCCUGAAUGCAAGGAUAACAUCCAAACCACAGGCAGAUGCCUCCAAAGCAGCCGUCCUUCUGUUUCCUAAGGAAGAUGAGACAGACUCCAAAACAAAGGACAAAGAGGCUACUAAAACGGUGGACUUACCAAAGACACCUACCAAUAUUGACCUAAAUAUUUCAGCUAAAGGGGGGAGUGAUCCAAACUCAACCCCAUUGACCCCUCAGGUGUGCUCAACUAAUGCUGUCAGUCAACAAUCCAAAGCCCCCGGCAGGCAAAACUCCAGAUCCAAGAGAAGGAAAAGCAAAGGAGAAGAGUCAGCCAAUUUGAGCUGUGACAUUAGACAGGACGUGAGACACCCAGAGCAGGAGAUCGUCAACAGCAAACAGGAAGAGGCAGGCACAACAAAGAUGUCUGCUUCAUCUGAACACGGUGUUAAGGCCAUUACAUCACCAGAAGCUAGUCAAUCUGUAAAUGUUGAUUUAGAUUUUAAAAAGAAACUAGUCAGCGAAAAAAGCAAGCAAAAAGUCAGUAAAACUGAAAGUAAACAAGAGAAAAGCACAAGGCAGAAAAUGGACACUGCACCUGAGCACGAAGUAAUGACGCUCACAUCACCAAAAUCUAAUCAAUCUGUAGACAUUGAGUCAAAUGUAAAAAAACAAUCAGUCUGUGAAAACACCCAGCAAACAGCCAUUAAAUCUGAAAGUAAACCAGAGACACGCACAAAAAAGAAAAUGUCCACUGCUUCUGAACAUAAUGCAAAGAAGGUAACAUUGCCACAACCUAGUCAGUCUGUAGAUGUUGUCUUUGAUGUAAGAAAACAAUCAGUUGUUGAAAAUAACCUAUCUGAAAUUAAACAAAAACAGACAGGUAUAAAAAAGAAAAUGGUGGCUGCUUCUGAGUGGGAGGUAAAGAAGGUAAUGCCGCAACAACCUUGUCAAUCUGCAGACGGUGAAUCUGAUGUUAAAAAAACUGUCAAAUCAGUCAGUGAAGACAGCCAGCAAACUGCCUGUAAGACGGAAAGUGAACAACAGACAGGCACCAAAAAGAGGUCUGCUGUGUCUGAGCAGGAUGUAAUAAAAGUCCAAUUACCACUAUCUAUUCAGAAUGUAGAGAUUAAAACAAAAGUUGAAAAACAGUCAGUCAGCGAGAAAAGCCAGCAAACCCCCCAAAAAUCUGAAAGUAAACAAGAGACGGGCACAACCGCUAAAAUGGCGGCUGCUUCUCAGGAGGAGGUAAAGAAUGUAACAUCACAACAGCCUAGACAAUCUGUGGACAUUGAAUCUGAUGUUAAAAAACAGUCCGUCAGUGAAGACAGCCAACAAACUGCGUGUAAGACGGAAAGGGAACAAGAGACAGGCACCAAAAAGAUGUCUGCUGUGUCUGAGCAGGAUGUAAUAAAAGUCCAAUUACCGCAAUCUAUUCAACAUGUAGAUAUUAAAACAAAAGUUGAAAAACAGUCAGUCAGUGAGAAAAGCCAGCAAACCCCCCAAACAUCUGAAAGUAAACAAGAGAUGGUCACAAACACUAAAAUGGUGUCUGCUUCUCAGGAGGAGGUAAAGAAUGUAACAUCACAACAACCUAGACAAUCUGUGGACAUUGAAUCUGAUGUUAAAAGACAGUCAGUCAGUGAAGACAGCCAGCAAACUGCCAGUAAGACGGAAAGUGAACAAGAGACAGGCACCAAAAAGAUGUCUGCUGUGUCUGAGCAGGAUGUAAUAAAAGUCAAAUUACCGCAAUCUAUUCAACAUGUAGAUAUUAAAACAAAAGUUGAAAAACAGUCAGUCAGUGAGAAAAGCCAGCAAACCCCCCAAAAAUCUGAAAGUAAACAAGAGACGGGCACAAACACUAAAAUGGUGGCUGCUUCUCAGGAGAAGGUAAAGAAUGUAACAUCACAACAACCUAGACAAUCUGUGGACAUUGAAUCUGAUGUUAAAACACAGUCAGUCAGUGAAGACAGCCAGCAAAUAGCCAGUAAGAUGGAAAGUGAACAAGAGACAGGCACCAAAAAGAUGUCUGCUGUGUCUGAGCAGGAUGUAAUAAAAGUCAAAUUACCACAAUCUAUUCAACAUGUAGAUAUUAAAACAAAAGUUGAAAAACAGUCAGUAAGUGAGAAAAGCCAGCAAACCCCGCAAAAAUCUGAAAGUAAACAAGAGACGGGCACAAACACUAAAAUGGUGUCUGCUUCUCAGGAGGAGGUAAAGAAUGUAACAUCACAACAACCUAGACAAUCUGUGGACAUUGAAUCUGAUGUUAAAAAACUGCCAGUCAGUGAAGACAGCCAGCAAACUGCCAGUGAAAAAGAGAGUAAACGGGAUUCAGGGACAAAAAAGAAAAUGGCGGCAACUUGUCAGCAGCAGGUAAAGAACAUAAUGUCACAACAACGUAGUCAAUCUGUGGAGGUUGAAUUUGAUUUUAAAAACGAGUCUGUCCAUGAAAACAAACGUCAAACAGUUAGAAAAACUGAAGGUAAACAAAAAGAAACACCUGAACCGGAGAUAAAGAGGAUCACAUUGACACAUUCCAGUCAAUCUGUAGAUUUAAAAAAACAAUCACUAAUUGAAAACCGCCCACAAAUAGCAAGUAAAACUGAUAGUGAAUUUGAAGAGGCCUAUACAAAAGAGAAAAUGGCUGCUAUAUCUGAGCAGAAGAUUAAGACCACAACAUUGCCACAAUGUAGUCAGUCUGUAGAAUUGAAAGCAGAUAUAAAAAAAGAGCCUGUCCAUGAAAACAGCUGGCAAACUGCCAGAAAGACUGAAUGUAAACAAGAAGAAAUACACACUGAAAAGAAAAUGGCUGCUGAGUCUGAGCAUGAGGCAAAGAUGGUCAUAUCGCCACAUUCUCGUCAGUCUGUAGACGUUAAAUCAACUGUUAAAAAACAUUCUCUGAUUGAAAACAGCCUACAAACAGCCAGUAAGAAUGAAAGUGAACAAGUAGAGACAGGCAUGAAAAAGAAAAUGCCUACUGCGCCUGAGCCGGAUGUAAAGACAGUCACGUUGCCGGCCUCUGGUCAGUCUGUAGACACUGAAUCAGAGUUAAAAAAAGAGUCAGUUGGGGAAAACGUCCAGGAAGCAGUGUGUAAAAAACCAGCUCUCUCAGAGGAGCAGAGAAACGGGGACAAUAAAACACAGGGCCCUGUCCUUGGCAACACUGUUGACAUUCUACCAUCACAUGGUUCUAGGCCAGAAAAGACACAGGGAAGCAGCUCUGGGGAGACGUCCAUGGUUAAGACAGAACCACAUGUUUCCAAGGAGAACAACAAAACAGCCCUGCUUUCACUUAUGCCUGAGAAAGAAAUACCCCAGGUCCAAGAUCUCACUCCUUUGGAGCAGGGCUCAUUUGUCCAGCCCAAUGAAGUUGACCCAUCAAGAAGUCCUGAGGAGAAAACAGCGGAGACAGAUAAAGGUGACACAAAGGAUUUGCCCUCAGGCAAUAGACAAGACACCCCGGAGACAGUCGCUAUCAAGUCAAAGGACCCAAAGCUCAUUAUGACGGCAGUCUCACCCAAAUCAGUGUUGGAGCAGUUAGAUCCCGCCUCCGCACCGACUUUAACUCCUAUCAUGCCUCCAGCCUCACUUACUCCGACACAGCAUUUUCAGUCGGCCAAUCAUGUUGCCACUCUGGUCAAUGAGACAACAAAGGGAACAGAGAGUGAUAGAUGUGCGGCCGAGCAUCCCACAGAAGGACUGUCUACACACGUGCCUGAACAUAAAAUCAAAUUUUGCCAUCAGGACACUCUGUUAAAAAAGCAACAAAGCUGGGACUCAGAGAAGCAUGUCACAUCAUCUGAGGCGAAAACAGAUAAAUCUAGCCAUGACAAACUGACAAAUGCAAUGAGCGCUGCCUCAGAACUGACCCUUUUAAAGCCAACCACUACAGUGCCAGUAGCAGGGAAGGACACGGAGGCCUCAAAACCUACAGUGGUAGAUUCCCCUCAGAGUCCUUUGGAGACCAAAGCCCCAGGACAGACAAGUCAAGGGGAGAAAUUACGUCUGAACGCACUAAAUGGGAAUCUCCCUGGGCCGGAGCCGAAGAGCAGUCAGGGGCUGGAUGUUGGGAAGGAGAACUCAACUGUAAAGUGUGUAGUCCCAGAGGAAAACAAAUCUGAGGCUAUGAAGGAAGUGAUCACUCUGCCAAGCCAAUCAGAGAGUGGGGACUUGGAAAAAGCAAUUACUUUGCCCACUAGAAAGGUGGAGGGUGGAAAAGAGAAAGCAAACAAACAACAGUCAUCUACUAGUAGUAUGACAGCUGAUGAAAUGCCAGUGAUAAUGGUAUUAAAGCCUCCACUGAUCGGGAAUGGUGAACUAUGCCCAGUAACACAGCCCCAGAAAACCAAUGACAAAUCAGCAUGGCUCACUAGUCCAGAUAAAGCUCAGAAAAUACCAUCUUCUGCUGAAACCACCAGACAUUUCCCAGAGUCUUCCCAGCAUCCUGCCCUGGUUAAGCUUCCAUUACAGGGGGACAGCGGCGGUGUCUUGCCCCCCCAGCGGGACAGCCCAUCCAGCUGGCUGGACGUGGACCAACGCUUCCUUAAGCCAAAGCACCUCCGCCCCCCCGAAACCAAGCUCAGCUCGUCGGUCAGUGACAGCGACCUCUUGGACACGUCUGGAGAACUGGACGACGACUUCAUUGAGAACAUCAAACGCCUCGGCACGCCUUUCUCACUGCCGCCGCGGAAGAACCACCACUCACAUCACCCCAAGCCACCGUUCGCCCUGCCCGCCAUUCGGGAGGACCGUUUCGAGAAGCCCUUUGACCCCGAGGAGUUCCAGUUUGGCCUGAGCAAGAAGAGGUUCUCAGUUGAUACGACCCAGGGUCUUUUGACUAAGCUCAAGAGCAACGAGGUAAAGGGGGAGCUGAAGCCGGCAAGAGCCAGCCUGAUAGACAGGGGCAGCAUGCUAUUAAAGAGCCUUGACACACACUCCAGGCCACUCUUGGAGAGGGAGAAGACCACAGACGAGGGUGAUCGGGAGGAGAAGAAAGAGGAGCAAGUGACGGUGGUGAAAUCCCGUCCAUCGCGCUUGGAGGGUAGCUGUAUUCUCAGUAGCUUGAUAAGCUCCACCACACGGGGCAAGAGGCCCGGAGAUCAACCCCAGCUGAAUGCCACUUCAGAUGGGGAGGGAUCGCCCACCAAGUCCCCUCGCCUCCAGCCUGGUCCUUCACCGGUUGAAAGGCCAUCCCAGACUUCAUUCACCUUCUCUCGGGAGCUCAGCCAGGCAUCCGCUAAACAGCCCGGCCCUUCACCAGUCUCCCCUGGUGAAGCUAACUUCCAGAAACUCAGGAAUGGGCCCGAUGCCCAGGGAUCUGUGGCCAGUGACUCAGGCCCUCCGCUCCCCUCCUUUAACGACAUCAAGCUGCCAGAGUAUUUAGAGAAGUACCUUCCCCCACAGGAGCCUGUUGUGAGACUAGAGCUGAGCACAGGGCAGGAACUACUCCUAUCAGAGGUUGUUGGGAUGAAGCCACCAGGCGGUGUAGGUGUAAGAGAUGUCAGUAUCAGGCCUGGACUCCUUCCAAGUCUGUCUCCGAUUCCUCCAUCCAUAACAGCGGAAGUCAAAACGCACCUAGAUGGACUGGCUGAAAUUCAUAUUGGACAUAGAGACAGAGUGAAUGGAUUCCACAGACGCCCAGGAAAGAUGGUGUUGUUUGAGCAUGGCCAGUUCAGUGGCGAGGCCUACGAAGUCUUCAGAGAUGUGGUCGAUGCCACGCAUCUCCGGCUGUCUCCUGUGAUCUCUGUUAAGGUGGUGAGAGGAUGCUGGUUGCUUUACGAAAUGCCUGGGUUCGAGGGGCGUUCCAUUGCCCUGGAGGAGGGGCCUAUUGAGCUGACCAAUGUCUGGGCGAAUGAAGGGUCACUAGGUUCACACCCUCAAGUCGACCAACCAAUGGUCAUCGGCUCUAUCCGGCUGGCUGUAUGGGACUACAGCCUCCCCCAUAUCGACCUGUACACUGAGCCGGCGGGCCACGGCCGGCUCUCUGUGUACCACGACGAAACCGUAGAGCUGGGCUCCUUCGGCAUCCCCAACGCCACAGCCUCCAUCAAAGUCCACUCCGGAGUGUGGUUGGUGUUCAGCGAGCCGGGGUUCCAGGGCCUCCUGGCAGUGUUGGAGGAGGGGGAGUACCCCUGUCCCGAGACCUGGGGAUUCCCCACACCUUUCAUUGGAUCCCUCAGACCCCUGAAAAUGGGUGGCUUCAAGGUGGAGAAUCCUAAUGAAGUCAAGGCUGUGGUGUAUGAACAGCCUGGCUUUGAGGGACCCUCCCUGGAAAUCGACGGCGACGUCUUCCGUUUUGGGGGUGAAGCAGAUGACGAGGCGUCAAACGUGGAUUCCAUUGGACUGAAGUCUGUGGGCUCUGUGAAGGUUCUUGGAGGAUUCUGGGUGGGUUAUGACCAACCAGGGUUUGAAGGUCAACAGUAUGUCCUGGAGGAAGGAGAGUACCUGGACUGGAGGGACUGGGGAGGAGGGGCUGACCAGCUGCUCUCCAUGCGACCUGUGCUGGCUGAUUUCAUGUCACCUCACCUUAAGAUGUUCAGCGACAGAGACUUCGGGGCGCUGGGCGCCAACAUCGAUCUCCUAGAACCUAUUGUCGACUUGGAGGGCACGGGCUAUGGAACGAAGACGCAGUCCAUUGAUGUCGUAAGCGGAGUGUGGGUGGCGUUCGAGGAGGCAGGGUUCUCUGGAAAGAUGUAUCUGUUGGAGAAGGGCCUUUACGGAAACCCAGAGGACUGGGGGGCCCUCAGCUCCAAGAUGAACUCUGUCAUGCCUGUCACUCUGAAUAACCUGGGAAAUUCUGCCAAGUUUAAAGUACACUUGUUCUCUGAGCCUGGUUUCCAGGGUUCUGUCCACGUUCUAGAGGACAGUAUUCCUAAUUUGCCACAGGGGUUCUCCCUGGGUUCCUGUAAAGUGCUGGCUGGCAGCUGGCUGGCGUUCGAGGACUAUGGCUUCGAGGGGAAGAUGUACUUGUUAGAGGAAGGGGGCUACCCCGACCUCAGGGCCAUGGGGUGUGUGCACCCCAACUCCCCUGUCCGGUCCCUGCAGACCACUGGCUUCGAGUUCUCUCUUCCCUCCAUCACUCUGUUCGAGAGGUCAGGUCUCCGGGGCAAGAGGCUGGUUCUGACCGCCGGCUCCGUCAACCUGCAACUGGCUGGAGGCUGCAGCCGGGUCCAGUCUGUCCUGGUGGAGGGAGGCAUGUGGGUGUUGUAUGAAGGAAUAAAUUACCGCGGUGCACAGAUUAUCCUGAAGCCCAGCGAGGUGUCGGAUUGGCGCACAUUCAGUAGCUGGCAGCGGAUUGGAUCGUUACGCCCACUGAUCCAGCGACAGGUGUGCUUCCGUUUGAGAAGCCAGGAGGCGGGCCUUCUGAUGUCCGUCACCGGGGAGAUGGACGACAUCAAGCUGAUGCGUAUCCAGGCAACGGAGGAGACGGGCGGAGUCGAACAGAUCUGGUUCUAUCAGGACGGACAUAUACACUGCAAGAUGCUGGAGGAGUGCUGUCUGGCUCCCUGCACCAGCCUGGCCAUGCCAGGAAGUCGGAUGGGCCUGUCCCCAGAACCCGCCAAGCAGCCGUCCUGUUGGAGCAUCACGCACGACGGCCUCAUCCGCUACACUACGUCUACCAACCUGCUCCUGGAGGUCAAAGGUGGGCAAAAUUACGACAAAAAACAGGUUAUUCUCAACACAUUUGAUCCAGACAAACCCAACCAAAGAUGGACAGUGGAGAUUCUCUGAGAUCUUGCUAGAUGGCAGAGUGGGGUGAAGUGCAGCUUGACCAGGGGCAUCAGCGGCAGCGUGGACCCAUUCAGGGCUCAAGGACAAAAACUGAACAUUUGCUGCGGGAAAUGGAGCUUAUAUGUAGUAUAUUUCCUAUGAAAGGGUUAACAUGGAAAUAUGUCAAGCUUCUUGGAGAAUCUAUAACAUUGUGUUACAUCUUUACGCACAAACAUGGGACAGAACAGUAGUAUUAAAUACUAAUGUAAGACAAUGUGGACUCGUAUGAGCUAAGUUUAAAUGGACUCCAUUUCUUUCACAUAUCUAUCUGAUGUCGUGUGGUUGAUAUUGUAUGCUUUAACUUUUUGAUGAGUAUGUAUUGUUUUUAUAUACUUUUUUCCAGUUUGCCAUUAAUACCUUCAUGUAAAUAAAAGUGGGUAUUUAUCAAAUGUGA